GAUUGCACGUCUGCUUGAAUGAAAUACCAAAGAAAACUGUAAAACAUGUAGUAGAUUUGUAACUCGUUGCACCCCUCUAGCAAGUUAAAAUUUUGAAAAGGAAUAGGUUUUAACUGAUAACUUGAAGAUAUUUGAAAAGUAUCACAUGGCAGUUGGAUCUUGCCCUUUGUAGGCAGUCAUGGAUCAAGUAAUGCAAUUUGUUGAGCCCAGCCGUCAAUUUGUAAAAGAUUCCAUCAGGCUUGUUAAAAGAUGCACUAAGCCAGACAGAAAAGAAUUCCAGAAGAUUGCCAUGGCAACAGCAAUAGGUUUUGCGAUAAUGGGAUUUAUUGGUUUCUUUGUGAAAUUGAUUCAUAUCCCUAUCAACAACAUCAUUGUUGGUGGCUGAACACUCAUCAAGAAGAUCUGUUACCUGAAGUUUGGAGCGAUGGACAAUGGGCGGGGGGGGGGGGGGGGGUUGUUUA
Molecule: messenger RNA, 461 nt
Organism: Mauremys reevesii (Reeves's turtle)
Lineage: Eukaryota; Metazoa; Chordata; Testudines; Geoemydidae
Gene: SEC61G
Product: SEC61 translocon subunit gamma
Exons: 4
Coding region: 179-385 (68 amino acids)
Biological process (GO): protein targeting; post-translational protein targeting to membrane, translocation
Cellular component (GO): membrane; Ssh1 translocon complex
Molecular function (GO): transmembrane protein transporter activity
Source: RefSeq, a predicted model, not a curated record